UCUUCGGUGUAAACAAUAUUCAAUUGAUAUAUAUUAGGAAUAUUAUACAAUUUUUUUUUAAUGUUCAAUAAUAUUAUAAUUCAUAAUACCGAUGAAUUGAGGAAAUCGUUUUGAAUUACAUUAUUAUUAUGUGAAUUUACGGACGGAAGUCGGAAAUUGAUUAACUCCGAUCGUAUUAGUGUGUAGUGUCCGUUGUAGAUGUGGUAGGUAGGCUGUCGGUAUAUACCAGGCUCACAAACUGCUUUACCGAUGGAGGAUCCGAUAGAUCCGACCGCAUUUGGCGACAUCAAGAGACCCGAUCAAGUUGUGACUAUGGCUGCCACUGAUAAUUUGAAGUUUGGUGUGCUUAUCGGGCUCGUCGAGGUGGGCCAGGUCACUAACAAGGAGGUGGUGAACACCGUACUUCACCUGGUAAGUGCUUUUAAGUUAUCAAAUCAACUAAAAGAGAAAUCACCGGUCUAUCAUAGGUAAUAAAAACAAAAUUUUCCUAUAAUUAUUUUGGACAUAAUAGCAAUUAAAAUGGGUAAUAACGUAAUGGUAUAAUAGAAAAAAUCUGUCUUAACAAAUAUACUUCAAGAUAAUGUAGACAACCUUUUAGUGUUGGUUACUUGCGUUUCAACUCGUAUUAAUUAAUUCAUGAUUAUAUAGAUAUAUUUAAU
Molecule: messenger RNA, 659 nt
Organism: Acyrthosiphon pisum (pea aphid)
Lineage: Eukaryota; Metazoa; Arthropoda; Insecta; Hemiptera; Aphididae
Product: neurobeachin-like
Exons: 2
Coding region: 250-471 (73 amino acids)
Source: RefSeq, a predicted model, not a curated record